Messenger RNA from Cicer arietinum (chickpea), 3100 nucleotides. RefSeq names its product probable LRR receptor-like serine/threonine-protein kinase At1g06840. NCBI's taxonomy places the organism in Eukaryota, Viridiplantae, Streptophyta, Magnoliopsida, Fabales, Fabaceae. Gene Ontology annotation, molecular function: protein binding; protein kinase activity; ATP binding. The record is from RefSeq and is a predicted model, not a curated record. Gene Ontology annotation, biological process: protein phosphorylation.
AUAUAUAUUGCAUGUAAUUAAAUUACUAUAAUCUUUUUGCAUUUUGGUUUUUGUUCUAGUCUUCCACUUCCACCAGGGAAAGAAGUUAAAGCACCUUGCUAAGUAGAAGGAUAGAUAAUUAAGAGGUGUGGUAAUUUCUGGCUUUGUAGGAUGAUGUAUUUUUCAAAGGGUUGUAAGUGUGAAAUUGUUCUCUGCUUUCUGUUCUGUUUCUGUUUUCUAUUGGCUAUUGGUCAGAGAACUCACCCAAAUGAAGUUGACACAUUGAGAAUCAUAAGGAAAAGUUUGAUUGAUAUUAAUGGAAACUUGAGUACUUGGAAUCAUGGAGACCCAUGUACAUCCAAGUGGACAGGGGUUAUGUGCUCUAAUUCAACAUUAGUGGAUGGCUUUCUACAUGUUCAAAGAUUGCAUCUAAUGAAUAUGAGCUUGUCUGGAACUUUGGCACCUGAGAUUGGCAACUUAUCUCAUCUUAAAAUAUUGGACUUUAUGUGGAACAACAUAAGUGGGAGUAUUCCAAAGGAAAUUGGCAACAUCAAAACUUUAAAACUCUUGCUAUUGAAUGGAAAUCAACUAAUAGGUCAUUUACCAGAAGAGCUUGGCUAUCUACCAGUUCUGAACAGAAUACAAAUUGAUCAGAACAAUAUUACAGGACCAAUACCUUUAUCUUUUGCAAACCUUACAAAGGCACAACACUUUCACAUGAACAAUAAUUCACUUAGUGGACAAAUUCCAUCACAGCUUUCUGGCUUAAGAAACCUUAUUCACCUUCUUCUUGACAACAAUAAUUUAUCAGGAUACCUCCCAGAUGAGCUUGCUGAGAUGCCAAGCCUAAAGUUACUUCAACUUGAUAACAACAACUUUGGUGGAAAUAGCAUUCCAGAUUCUUAUGGCAACAUGUCAAAAUUAUUAAAAUUGAGUCUUAGGAACUGCAAUUUGACAGGACCAAUUCCUGAUUUAAGCAGGAUACCACACCUUGGUUAUCUUGACCUCAGUUUCAAUCAGUUGAAUGAAUCAAUUCCUACGAAUAAGCUAUCUGAAAAUAUCACAACCAUUGAUUUAUCAAAUAAUAAGCUUAAUGGAACUAUUCCAUCUAACUUUUCUGGCCUUCCACGUCUUCAGAAAUUGUCAAUUGCAAACAAUGCACUGAAUGGCAAUGUUCCCUCUUCCAUUUGGCAGAACAAGGCUUUAAAUGGAACAGAAAAACUUCUCUUGGACAUGCAAAAUAAUCAACUUACAAACAUAUCAGGAAGUACAACAAAUCUUCCUCCAAAUGUCACACUCAUGCUUGAGGGGAAUCCUUUAUGCUCAAAUAACAACAACACCUUAAUUCAAUUCUGUGGAUCUGAAAGUGAAAAUGAUAUGAAUGGUAACUCAAAUGUUAGCUGUCCAAGUCAACCAUGCCCUCCUCCAUAUGAAUACUCUAUAGAGUGUUCCUGUGCAGUGCCAUUACUCGUUUAUUAUCGGUUAAAAAGUCCCGGAUUCUCGGACUUCCAUACAUAUGUGGAAGUAUUUGAAAGCUUCCUAACAGAUGGUCUUGACAUACAUAGAAAUCAGCUAUUCAUUAAUAGUUUUACGUGGGAAGAUAGUCGAUUGCGAAUGCAUUUGAAGCUUUUUCCUGUGUAUGUUAAUGAUACAAGCUCUCAUACUUUCAAUGAAAGCGAGGUUAUUCGGCUAAGAGACUUGUUCAGAGAAUGGGACAUUCAUGAGAGUGACUUGUUUGGACCUUAUGAGCUUUUAGACUUUGUUCUCCUUGAUCCUUACAAAGAUGUGAGUGUGACCUCUUCAAGUUCAGGAAUAAGCAAAGGUGCAGUGGCUGGAAUUGUCUUAGGUGCAAUUGCUUGUUCAGUUACAUUAUCAGCAAUUGUUGCCAUUCUUAUAUUGAGAAUACGUUUGAAAGAUUAUCGUACAUUUUCCAAACGGCGUAAAGCUUCUAUGAUCUCAAUAAAAAUUGAUGGUGUAAGAUCAUUCAAGUAUGAAGAAAUGACUUUAGCUACAAACAACUUUAGCCAAUCUGCACAAGUUGGACAAGGUGGUUAUGGAAAAGUUUAUAAAGGUAAUCUUCCUGAUGGAACUGUUGUUGCCAUAAAACGUGCACAACAAGGUUCACUGCAAGGUGAAAAGGAGUUUCUUACAGAAAUACAAUUGCUAUCAAGGUUACAUCAUCGCAACCUUGUGUCUCUCAUAGGAUACUGUGAUGAAGAUGGUGAACAGAUGUUGGUUUAUGAAUAUAUGCCAAAUGGAACAUUAAAGGAUCACAUUUCUGCACAUUCUAAAGAACCUCUUAGUUUUAGCAUGAGAUUGAAGAUUGCUUUAGGGUCAGCUAAAGGUCUAGUGUAUCUACACACAGAGGCUGAUCCUCCAAUAUUCCACAGAGAUGUUAAGGCAAGUAACAUAUUAUUAGACUCAAAGUUCAUAGCAAAAGUUGCUGAUUUUGGACUUUCAAGACUAGCUCCAGUUCCUGAUGUUGAAGGCAAUUUGCCUGCUCAUGUAUCUACAGUUGUAAAAGGGACCCCGGGUUACCUUGAUCCAGAGUAUUUCUUAACUCACAAGUUAAGUGAUAAGAGUGAUGUUUAUAGUCUUGGUGUUGUAUUUCUUGAAGUUGUCACUGGAAAACCACCAAUCUUCCAUGGUGAAAAUAUUAUUAGACAGGUUAAACUAGCAUUCGAAUCAGGUGGAAUAUUCUCAAUUGUCGAUAAUCGAAUGGGAUUUUACUCUUCUGAGUGUGUAGAAAAGUUUUUGACAUUGGCUUUAAAGUGUUGCAAAGAUGUACCAGAUGAAAGACCUAAAAUGGAAGAAGUGGCUAGAGAACUUGAAAACAUACUGUCUAUGAUGCCUGAGUACCAUGCAAACAAGGGACAUGAAUAUGACAAAAGUGAUUCUGGAAUAACAUUUAGCUCACAACCUUCAUCAUCUAAUACAAAGAUUUCUUUUAUUUCAGAUAAUUUGUUGGGUAGUGACCUUGUUAGUGGAGAUAUACCUAUCAUUAGACCAAGAUAGAUGCUGAAAAAAUAUAUGUUUUUGUUGUAAAUAUAGUUGAUAAUUUGAGAAUAACAUUGCUUGUAAAUUGAAUAGUGAAGCUAUUUAUUGUUAAUUUUUCAUUAUA